Messenger RNA from Ooceraea biroi (clonal raider ant), 2841 nucleotides. Its product is annotated as odorant receptor 10a. Gene Ontology annotation, biological process: sensory perception of smell; detection of chemical stimulus involved in sensory perception of smell. The record is from RefSeq and is a predicted model, not a curated record. Gene Ontology annotation, molecular function: olfactory receptor activity; odorant binding. Gene Ontology annotation, cellular component: plasma membrane. Lineage: Eukaryota; Metazoa; Arthropoda; Insecta; Hymenoptera; Formicidae.
UAAAAUAUACCUUAUUUUCAGCGUUCUAAAGCAGGCUCCCCCCUUAACUCGUUGAUAGGAAACUGUGAGCACUGAUGAACGAAAUUGUCAAGACAAUAGAAUUCGAUAUAAAAUUUCCUACAUAUAAUGUACUUAAUAUUAUUGAAUAUUUUUAGAUAUUAAAUGUUAUAUUAGAAAUACAUCUUAAUAUAUUGCAAAGUGUGUCAUUAGUAAUCCUUGACAUAUUAAUCUUGAUAUACAAUACACUAGUAUACACAAUUUAAAGAUAAUAUUGUAUCUUGUCAAAUAAUGGGUACGGACUGACAAUUGAUACAUCAUAUAUGUGUUGCUUAGCGUACAUUUGUGCGACAACAUGUAUAUCUGUACAAUUUUAAAUUUAUUUGUCGUAGCUAUACAACUAUGAUGAAAUACGAAGAGAAAACGAAAAUGGGUGAAAAUUGAAAAGUUUCCUUAUAGUUUGAAGAACUUCCAUAUACUUGUGUGACAGUUUCAAUAAAGUAGCGAAUCAAUAACAGUAGCACAACAGGAUCGGUUUUAGAAAAGUUCAAAUUUAUAUGUAUAUUGAAACAAUACGUAUAUAUAUAAAAGUAAUUUAAUGUAAUUUUCUUUUUCUCUUAUGGUUUAUUCAAACUGAGACUCAGUUUGAAUAAACCAUAAGAGAAAAAGGAAAUUCUCAGUUACUGAGAAAGGAAUAAAGAUAAAAGAACAUCAAUGAUAAUCAAACAUCUAGUAAAAUUAUAAAUUGUUUAUUCAUCUUAAUGUUUUCUUAUCUCACGAUAUUAUAAUAUUUUAUAAUUGUAUGAGUUUGCGUGCGUCUUUCUUCAAUGAUAUCUUCUAGUAAUUAGACAGUAUUAUUAUAUUAAGAUAUACAGAACAUUCUAUUACAAUAGUUAACGAUAAAUACAAGUGUGUAACAUAUUAUAAGAUUCUCAGGAGUGCAGUGCGGCCCUACAUGUCCAAGCUCCAUAAAAGUAUUGAUGCGAUGUCUUUGCUCUCAUGCGAUCAGUUUUUUUAAUUGUAAGGUAAGCCACUAUAAACAUUACCCUUUUGUAAUGCUGCCGACUAGGUAUUGCAUUAUUAGUGUACGACGUGUACAUCCCUUAGCGUUAUAAGACUUUUAGCAAUUUAUGUGGUCUUUUGCGACACGCGACAAUAUACCAGCAUAUCGAAUGUAAUGUACGGAAAGAGAAAGUCAGUCUUUUCGUAGACGCCAGUAUGGAUGUUUCGAUACAUUCAGCAUAUAGAGAUUAUGAAUGGGCAAUUGAAGCAAAUCGGCUUAGUUUAACAUUGUUCGGCGUUUGGCCUAAGAACAAUGAAACUAAGCACAAUAAAUUAAUGUCUAAUAUACGCGUGGUCAUUUUAUUAAAUGUAAUGAUCUGGAUCUGCCUUGUUCCAAAUCUACAUUACUUGCUGAAGGUUUAUGACGACAUAAUGUCAGCAAUCGACAAUUUACAAUGUACUUUACCGCUUCUGAUAGCGAUAAUAAAACUGUUCGUCAUUUGGCAAAAGAAAUAUGACGUCUUACCUCUAUUGAAUAUGAUUAAGGACGAUUGGCUAAGACCAAAGCCGUUGACAGAGAGAAACGUUAUGAUAAAGCAAGCGCGUAUUGCACGUACUCUCACGAUAUUCGGUUAUUUCGUAACACAACUAACUGCUAUCACCGUUUUAUUUCUUCCCCUCUUUGGCAUUUCAAUGACAUACAGAAACAACAAAACGGACACGGACAAAUUAUUGCCAGUGCAAUCGUAUUAUUUGUACAAUGUAAGUAAGAGUCCACUUUACGAGGUGACUUUUGUUCUACAAAGCAUUAGUGUGAUGACAGCUGGCACAACAUACAGCGGUAUGGAUACUUAUAUGAGUCUACUAGUCUUCCACGUAUGUGGUCAACUCGAAAAUCUCAGAGGACGUAUCCGCAAUUUAGAUAAAUUCAACAAUUUUGCGGACACUCUGUCGGCCAGCGUGAAGGAUCAUAUACGUCUUAUCAGGGCCAUUAUAAUCAUUGACGAUACAUUUAAUUUAAUGUUACUUGCAUUGCUAAUUUACUUUAGCAUACUUUUUGCUCUGUAUGGAUUUUUAUUUGUUUCUAUAAUGACGCAAGGUCGCAAUCUUUCUGUGGCACGUCUUCUUUUCACGAUGAUGACCUUUAUCAAUACAUUCGGAUACAUGUGUCUAUACUGUUUGUUGGGAGAAUUUUUAGUUAGUCAGUGCGACGGAAUUUACGAAGCUGUUUGCCAAUAUGAAUGGUACGAAUUAAAGCCGAAGCAGGCGAAAGAUUUGCUAAAUAUAAUGAUGCAAACUAGAAGACCAUUUAAUCUUACUGCAGGAAAACUCUUUCCUAUGACGAUAGCUAUGUUAUGUAAUUUAUUAAAAACUUCGGGCGGCUACAUAUCUGUUCUAUUGGCUCACCGUAAUUGAACUUGAAACCAAGUAGAAAUUAAUAUAUAACCCUCCCUUUUCCUUAUCAUUUUAUUAUUAAUAGUAAAAAAUAUAUUACAGAAUUGCAACGGUUUUCCUUGUUCACAGACAAAAUAUUACGAUAAAUCACAUUGAGAAUAUAAUGUGUUUAUUUUAUUAUUUUAUAUUUGAUCUCAAUUUGUAGCAAAUAUUUACUAACGCAUGUUUUAUACGAUUAAAUAUAUCUGAAAUUAUUUCAGACUAUAUAAAUAAGUGUGAACUUUACUCACACAUACACACACAACUGUAGAGUUACAAAAGAUUUUCAUGAACAUAGAUGUUAACUAAAUAAUAUUCUUAUAUUUGUUUAUUUGUUCGUCCUGAUAUACGUUAAAUAUUAUAUAGGUGAUAAUACAGAAAUAUAAUCUUCCUUUCAACUUGUUUUUA